AUGCAUUACUCGCUUCUUUCGACCGCCGCGCUGGCCUUCGCGGCUUCUGUUUCAGGCUACGAUAUCUCCACCCCUUCUGACCAGGAUGGCUCAGUCUGGCAGGCUCUCGCUGGGAAGGAUGCCACCAGUUUUGCUCCCCGAAGUUCCUCGAACCGACCGGCAAAGCGCCAGGCCGGCUGGAACCCGCCCACCAGCCUGGCUACCCCAUUGAAGCAGGUUUGGGAUCAUUGCCUUGCCACAUAUGGCGACGGCGACCUCUUCCGUUUCAAGAACUAUGGCUGGGACCAGCUCAUCGCAGCUCAGGGAACCAUCAAUAUGUGCGUCCGCUGGGAGUCAGACACGGUCGUGACUGAGGCUCAGCGCAGCCAAAUAGCCAAGGUGACGGCUGCGCAGUACCAAAAGUGGUUCCAAUGGCUGUACGGCUACGACAACUUCCCCUAUACCAAUGUCAAGGUCAACAUUGUCGGUUGGGCUGUCCGAGACAAGGCGCUGCUUCAGGGCUCCACGGCCGGCCUUGACAUCUACACCAACAAGGAUGGAUCAGGAAUUCCCGAGUGUGCUCCGGCUUGCGGCCGCUUCUUCAACCAGAACGGCGACUACAGCCGCUGCCCCGGUGGGGCGGCGCGUCACUACGACCAGUCGCUCUGGUUGACGGACGGCAUGGGCGGCGGUGCUGGUGGUGACUGGGGCCAGCGCAUUGGCCGCGAAUACUUCAUGGGCGCUCUCAAUUCCGAAAACGUCCACAUUCUUCUGCACGAAAUGGGUCACACCUACGGUCUCGACGACUUUUAUGAUUGGACCCCCACUGGCAUCAACAACUUUGUCAUGCUGGCCGGCUCCUCACAAGCCAUUACCGAGUUUGACGGCUGGAUGCUGCGAAACUGGUGGUACGAGCUGUCGCGGAAGCGCGGUUGGCAGUCGGGUUCGGGCGGCUCUGCACCUCCCCCUGCCGCCGUGACCGCUGCGCCUACCACCACCCGACCCGCUGCCACCACCACCCGGCCCGCGACUACCACUACCGUCCGGCCCGCAACAACAACGGCGCGCCCGACCUCAACACCUCCAGCCACCGGAUCUGGUCCUGAGGUGCCUCGCUGGGGCCAGUGCGGCGGAUCUGGUUACACCGGACCAACCCGCUGCGUGGCUGGCUCAACCUGCACGGUCUCGAACCAGUACUACUCGCAGUGCCUGUAA
This is a messenger RNA of Verticillium dahliae VdLs.17, 1194 nucleotides long. RefSeq names its product cellulose-binding family II. Bases 1 to 1194 code for a protein of 397 amino acids. The transcript is spliced from 2 exons. The record is from RefSeq and is a predicted model, not a curated record. Gene Ontology annotation, cellular component: extracellular region. Gene Ontology annotation, biological process: carbohydrate metabolic process. Gene Ontology annotation, molecular function: cellulose binding. NCBI's taxonomy places the organism in Eukaryota, Fungi, Ascomycota, Sordariomycetes, Glomerellales, Plectosphaerellaceae.